Molecule: messenger RNA, 1637 nt
Organism: Penaeus vannamei (Pacific white shrimp)
Lineage: Eukaryota; Metazoa; Arthropoda; Malacostraca; Decapoda; Penaeidae
Product: protein trapped in endoderm-1
Biological process (GO): G protein-coupled receptor signaling pathway
Cellular component (GO): membrane
Molecular function (GO): G protein-coupled receptor activity
Source: RefSeq, a predicted model, not a curated record
GUCUCUGCUUCGGAGCGAUCUCUCUGUCCUUCUGGUGAACCACGGCAGUUAAACUCGACACUUUGAUGUCUAAUAACUGUGAAUUAUAUUACGAAGACUGCCGUUCAUCAUGAAUGGUUCAUCUGCCGUUCCGUAUUGUUCGGAAAACGGUGUCAAUGCGACGGAUUACAGCGUUUGGAUCCAAGUGACCCAGUGCUGGAUGUGGAUGCUGACUUGUGUAGGUAGUUUGGGGAAUCUGAUUACCAUCAUGGUCAUCCUGCAUCAGCUAUACAUAGGGCACGUGCAGCGGAGGCGGCCUUGGACUUUGCGACAGCGGAACGGCAGCCUUUUCCCCGUCGAGAAACCGGUCCUCCCCUUCGAAGGCCACACCCUCCUCCUGCUUCACCUGAGCUUCUGCGACCUCCUGUACUCUGCCGUGAACUUUCCGCUGACGAUCAUCGCCUACGGCCAUGCCCUAGAAGGUGCCACGGAGGAGCUCGACCGCCUGUGCCCGGUCGCCGCCUUCCUGAGGUACACCAACGCCCUGGCGGAGUGGCUGACGCUGGGGCUCCUGGCGUUCCAGCGGUGCGUGGACCUCGGCCGCUGGAGGGGCACGAGGUUCUUCAAGCCCGCGGCCACCGGGUUCCUCAUCGGCGGCGUCUGGGUGGUCAGCGUAAUCUUCCAGGUCAUCCCCUUCUUUGUGUCUUCGGAAGGCUACGGCUACUGCGGAAGAAACCUCAGAUGUGACAUAAUAAACGACAACCUCAGAGACCUUUUCUUCACUCUUCAGUCUUGUGUGCCUCUUAUUUUGAUGGUCUCUGGUUCUAUAGGGAUUCUGUGCCACCUGAGGAAGAGCGUAGAUUCGGAAGCCGCCAUGAUCGUUCCCGAGUCUUCGAAGAGGCGCCUUGUGAAGUCAAGCGUCAUCGUCUUCACACUCAUGCUGCUGUUCCUUGUCUGUGUGAUCCCGAUCUGCAUCCACAACGUGUUUCUGAGCGACACCGUGGACAGCGAACGCAUUCCAACUGGCAUCGUCCUGUACAUGAUCUACUGGCUCCAAUACGCCGUCAAUUUCAUCUUGUACACCGUCGUGAGUGCCAACUUCAGGAGUGCCUAUCGUCGCUUCUUCGGCCUCUUCCUCCACGCCUGUCGCUCGCCUGGUGGUCGGAAAGUCAAACAUCCGAGUAGUAUCUAUCAUGUGCCGGAAAGGAUAAGGUAUAGUAAAGAUAGCACUUGCACACCUAACGAUGACUUCGCAGACAACCAAUUGCCUUGUCAUGCUACGGAUUCGAGAGAGACACAUACAAGGUACUGAUUCUAUUGCAAAUUCUCUGAUAAACAUUUAAGAAUUGAUACCAAAUGAAGAAAUAGGUUAAUAAAAAAGAAGAAAAAAAAACAAAAAACAGCAAAGGAUUCCCUGUACAAUAUCAAUAAUUUAUCACAAAGUAUUGGGAAGGAUAAGCAGCUGUGUUGGUAUGCUAUUUAGAAGUUCACUCCAAGAAGAUAUAAAACAUUAACCUGUGCCUGAGAUCUACAAGAGAUGUAUUUUGCUAUUUAUCAGUAUCAUUAUUGCAAGAAAUGAGUGUAUCAGUAGAUUCUGUCUUCUUUCCUUUGGCGGGGCGUGAAAAGUAGACUCACACACAAACAGACGCUGAAAACAU